Acinonyx jubatus (cheetah) is the source of this 1969-nucleotide messenger RNA. RefSeq names its product yippee like 3 (gene YPEL3). Lineage: Eukaryota; Metazoa; Chordata; Mammalia; Carnivora; Felidae. Bases 533 to 988 code for a protein of 151 amino acids. The transcript has 4 exons. The record is from RefSeq and is a predicted model, not a curated record.
CUCCGCGAUGCAGGUAAGAGCCCCUCGGCAUAGACAGGGCCUCUGCGCCCCCCACCCACCCCGCCCCAGGUAAGAGCCCCUCCCCUCCUAGGUGACCCUCCACCUUCAGUGAGGGCCUCUGCCUCUUCCAGGUGAGGGACCCUCUCCCCAGGUGAACUCGCUUGUACCUCAAGUGGAGCUGCUAACCCCCACCCUGCCCCGCCCCGCCCUUGGCAGUUCAGGUGAGGUCCUAAGGACCCUCCAGCUCCUAACCCCUCCAUACUCCCCCUAAAUGAGAACUGACAGCUCAUCCAAGCCAGAGCCCCUUCCUCCAGCUUCAACGGCCAGGUCCGCAGGGGUGAGGCCGGAAUUAGAUGCGUGACUCACCUCAGGCUUCUCCAAGCCUCAGUUUCCCCGUGAUGCAACUUGAGGCCUCCUCAGUGAGUCAAAACUGAGCCGGUUCCGGCCCCUGGAGAAGCUGCUGCCUCUGGGGAGAGGAGACAGCAGCCAAGUGUGACGGAGAGAGUCCCCAUGGCCCUGGGUGUGCCCGCGUAUGUGUGGCCCUGGUCCUGACAGCCCACUCCCUCCCCGGCAGGCACUGGGCUCCCUCUGCUCCCCGUGGGCCGCUCCCCGGGUGGGGCCACUGCCCCCGGCCCCCGCCAUGGUGCGUAUUUCAAAGCCCAAGACGUUUCAGGCCUACUUGGAUGAUUGUCACCGGAGGUAUAGCUGUGCCCACUGCCGCGCUCACCUGGCCAACCACGACGACCUCAUCUCCAAGUCCUUCCAGGGCAGUCAGGGGCGUGCCUACCUCUUCAACUCUGUGUUGGAAGCUGAUGUGAUCGCCCUUCUCUUGGAUGCUAAGAACAGACACAGUUGGAUACAAGCUAGCGGGGGGCUUUGUGAUGGCGGGACCCUCCCUGGGACUGCCCCCAUGUCCCUGCAGGGUGAACGUGGGCUGCGGGCCAGCCGAGGAACGGGUACUGCUGACAGGCCUCCAUGCUGUGGCUGACAUCCACUGCGAGAACUGCAAGACGACUUUGGGCUGGAAAUAUAUCCUCGGCCACCGGCUUCCAUUGUCAUUCAGAGGUUCAGAGAAGUUGCCCCAGACCCCACAGUGACAUGGAACUUGGGUCCAUGAGCUUCCUUUUCACUGCCCUCAUGGCCACAGCUGCUAUCUGGGGUCUGAUUUCACUACCUGAGUCUCAUUUCCUUAUCUGGCUGUGGAGGAUGAAGCCACCACCUGGCACCCAAAAUUGUCAUGGGGAUCAGAUUAGAUGCAGCAAAAAAAGAUGCUCUUGGGAAACUGUAGGGGACAUGGUUGGUUCCUCAGGCUUCACUUGGAGUUUUGGUGCCUCUGAGAGGUGGAUGCCCCCAGCAGAGGCAGGCAUCCUGCCCUCAUGUGAGUUCACCCCUGGCCUUGCCACAGAUUUGUGCUUUGUGUCCCCGGACAGGUGGCUCAGCCUCUCUGGACCUCUGUAAAAUAAAGAGAUGGCCUAAUCCAGAUGUCAAAAACUCAGGGGUUUGCAGGGCCAAGCGCAUACUGUGGGUCUGCAAAAGAGGCACCAUAGAUCUGGGGUAGUGGGGGAGGAGGGUCUGUAGCAAACUGGUGUAAGCAUGGCCUGCCUAUAUCCUAGUAUUUUUAAGUUAUUUUUACUAAACUCUCUGAUGGCCAAAUAAAACACCUGCAUAGGCCAAAAUUGCCCUUCAGGCUACCAGUUUGUAAUCCCCGGAUCUUUUAGAAACUUCCAUAUCCUCUCUGUUGGAGCCAACAUUAGUACUUAAAAAGUACCGGUGAUUCAGAGAGCUCUGUCUGUCCCAUUAGUGAGAAACCUGGCUCUGUCAUUUACCAGCUGUGUGUCUUGUGGGCAGGUGGUUUGGCUUCUCUGCAUGACAGUUUCCUUAUAUGUAAAAUGGGGCCAGUCAUAUCUAUUCCCCAACCCGAUCCCUUUUGGUAAAGCCCUUGCUCCAGAGAUGCCGUCCUCUCCCCUCU